This is a messenger RNA of Talaromyces rugulosus, 1719 nucleotides long. RefSeq lists its product as uncharacterized. Gene Ontology annotation, cellular component: cytosol. The record is from RefSeq and is a predicted model, not a curated record. Gene Ontology annotation, biological process: glutathione biosynthetic process. The transcript has a single exon. Gene Ontology annotation, molecular function: ATP binding; glutathione binding; glutathione synthase activity. NCBI's taxonomy places the organism in Eukaryota, Fungi, Ascomycota, Eurotiomycetes, Eurotiales, Trichocomaceae. Bases 1 to 1719 code for a protein of 572 amino acids.
AUGUCAAAACCAUACCCACCCGAAGACCUUCCCGAGGCCACAAUCGAGUCCAUCAUCGCACACAUCAAGGACUACCAAGCCAACCACGGCUCAUUGAUCAAAGUCAUCGGCUCGGAAACAGAACACAGCGUGCGAUUGCAUCCAGUUGGGGUCAGCGUGUUUCCGACACUGUUUCCACAAAAAUUGUUUGAUGAGGCGGUCGAGUUGCAAAGGAUAUAUGACGAGUUGUACAGCAAAGUGGCAGAGGAUGUGCAGUGGUUACAGGAAGUUACGAGUCCGCUAAGAGAUAAAGAGUCGUUGAUUGAUGCUCUGUGGACGGUGUAUGAGGAAGUGCAGAAACGGAGAGGAGAUGGAUCUGCUCAGUUUCCGGUCCAGAAUGUGUCUGGCGGUGUCUUUCGGUCUGAUUAUAUGCUCCAUUGGCAGGAUGACGACGUAGACGAAGAUGAAGCCAACAACAACAACAACAACAACAACAACAACAAAAAUAGAGAAGGGGAAAACGACGGCCUGCACUGGAUGAACAAAGUCACCCUCAAACAAGUUGAAUUCAACUCAUACUCAUGCGCCGGCGGCGUCCACGCAAACAAAGUCGCUGAUAUGCACCGCUUCCUCGUUCGCAGACACGUAUACCACGACUUCCCACUCGGCGAAGAUGACAUGAACCUGCAAUCCACACGCGAAAAUCCUAUUCGGCAAGACUCGCUACCCAAAAACAAGACGAUUGACAAAAUCGCAUACAUGCUAGCCGCGGCGCUCACAGAGUACCGGUCAUCAUCAUCAUCCUCCUCCUCCUCCUCCUCCUCCUCCUCCUCCUACAGGCAACCCACUGCCGUACUGAUGGUCGUGCAGCCGCACAACUUCAACACCACAGACGAAAGACCAAUCGAAUACGCGCUGUGGAACUGGGAAGACGGAGGCUCGCCCAUCCCGACAUACCGCGUCGAGUGGCAGGAUGUCUUGCAAUACACCACUCUGACCGAGACAGGCCAGCUACUCUUCCACCCAGAAGAAGCACACGGAAAAUCCAUCGAGAUCGGCGUUGUCUACCAUCGCGCGGGCUACGAGCCCAAGGAGUAUUCCGGCGACCACGGCAUCGAAACGCGGAUCCGACUCGAGCUCUCGCGCGCUAUCAAGUUCCCAUCUGUCCUGGGCCAUAUCACCACUACUAAGAAAGUCCAGCAAGCACUGGCUGCUCCAGGAGGAGUGCUAGAGCGCUGGCUUACGCCCGAAAGCGCACACAAGAUUCGACAGACAUUUGUCAAAUUGUAUCCAUUGGACGACGGCACACCGGCCGGUGCCAAGGGCGUUGAGCUCGCGACUAAUAACGUCUCGGCAGUAGACUACAUACUCAAACCGUCGCUAGAAGGUGGAGGGCACAAUCUCUAUGGAGAUGAUAUACCGGAUUUCUUAAACACUAUUCCCCGCUCGGAAUGGUCGGCAUACGUGCUGAUGGAGAGGAUUUGCUCGCCACCGGGCGUGUUCAAUGUGCUAAUGUCCUCCGAAGGCAUCGUCGCCGGUGAUGUCGUGUCAGAGCUGGGAAUUUUUGGCACUUGUCUCUGGAGGUCCGUCCCUAAUGAGGGUGGUCGUCGGCCUACAUGCGAAAUGAUCAAGAAUAAAGUUGGCGGGUGGUCGUUCAAGACCAAAGACGCUUUUGUGGACGAGAUGAGUGUUGUCAAAGGGUUUGGAUACUUUGAUACACCGUGUUUGGUUGAUCAAUAG